AACCACACUCACUCCCUAUCUCUUUGACAAUUAUGUCCUCCGAUGGCUCUGUUCUCCCUGAACAGGCCGCUUCCGACGACAGCACGCCCCUGGACCUUCGCAAGGUCUUCUCGCAUCCAGCAGGUCUGCGCACAGCCCGAUAUAUCGUCGGUCACUUCAUUCAAGCCUCGCAGAGCCAGAACCUACAAACCGCCGGUGACAAUUUCUCUUCGGUUUCUCCGACGCUCUUCGACUCGAGCCCUGAGGUUGCGAAUCUGCUAAAAGAGAUCCUGGCCUUCAGCGAGUCAGACAAUACGGUAACAGGCUCUGUUGGGAAUGGCGCUGCAACAAGUAGUCUGUAUGGCAACAGGGGCGGCACCAUGGCAGGAGCUGCUUCGUCACUCUCUUCCCAUUUCGAACGCUCUCGCCCGCAACAGUCGCUUACAAUGCCCCCUUUCAAUGCCCAAACAUCAAUAGCCAACUCCUCCGCCAACUAUUACACUUCUAAUAGACCAAACGCAUCUUACUCUUCACACCAACGUAUGCAACUGCCCCCGGUUCAGACUAUGUCCGGUAUGGAGGUGUCAUCGUCGUCCAAGCCAUCGGGCUCGUCCUUCCAUGGCACAGAAUCCCCUUACCAUGUUGAAUCUCCUUCCGGCCGCUCUUCAACGAACACACCACAGCCCAUGUCUCGACAGUCCAGUGGAAGACACACGCAAAUGUCGAACUUACCGAAUCCAGAGAACGAGCCGCUGAGACUCGAUCAGGCCGCAUCCUUUGCUGCGCAAUUCCAAACGAGUCAGGGGUCAAACAAUUCGCAGACAAAGAUGGUAAAUGGGGGAUACUUCACAUCAGUACAAGCAAUGUCAUCUUCCCGAAAUCAGCCAUACAACAGUACUUCCUCUAAUUUUCAGAGUCGACUUCCUAAUAACAUCAAGAACUUCCUUCCCGUCAAUAAAGCACCCAACAAUAAUAGCAAAUCGGAGCCAGUUGCAGUUGAGCGGGCAAUAGCAAUCGGCAAUAGGCCCUCUCAAGGAGUUUCUCAAACAUCUACACAUAUAUCGACCUCCCACGCAGCUCAUUCUCCUGUAUUAAUCAGCCCCCACCCUGGUGUCGACCACCCUCUCUUCAAAGCGCAAAGUACCAACACCGCCAUGGAACCAAAAGUUGGAAAGAAGAGGAAGCCAAAGGCUGAUGGUGUCCCACGGGUGAAGAGACAGAAGACGGAUAAACCUGCCGGUAAGGUAAAGCGUGUGCCAAAGGAGAAGGAAGUGAAGCCUAUACCAGCAUGCCAAAAGCUGUCCGACGAUCUGUGGAUGCGCAUUCUCGAGUUUUCCCCGCCGCAUUUUCUCAAGAAGGUCCGUCUCUGGAACAGAGCUUUUAAGGAGAUGGUCGAUGGUUACGAUUCGCUCUUUGUCAACCAACGAAUGGAAAACUUUGGGGUCAACAUGCCGAUUGCCAAGACGAUGGGACUCACUGAGAGGCAGUAUACAGAUCUAUUGGGAGGAAAGGGAUGUUUGGAACCAGGAUGUACCGACAAGAAGGCUUCCAGAACGCAUUGGUCUUGGGCGAAGAGAUGGUGUACGAAGUGCUGGCAAAAUAAGAUCGAGCGUGAGGAUCGGAUACUCAAGGCUCGGCAGCAUGAUUUCCCACAGCGCCAGAUUCUCACGAAGCUCCUCGAAUGUAUUCCUAUCGGUAUGCACGACUCAUUUAUGAAAGCCCAUGAUUAUAUUGAGAACCUGGAGGCUCGUCCAAGCACAGCGCCACGGAUAUAUAAGUACUAUAUCAAGAGCGAGGUCGAUAAGAUUAUCGAGGAGUACCAGGCUUUCAAGCUACUGCCUUUCAAAGACGAUCCGAACAAGUCUGCCGCAGAGAAUGCUAGCGCGAGAACCGAACAUCAGCAGAAGGAGGCCGAGGCAGCGCAACAACAGUCGGAUUUCUUGGAUGAGAGGAAGGCGAAGAAUGACGAGCAUAUGCAGAGAGUCCUCAAGAUCGAAGGAGCUAUUCGCAAGAAGCGUCAGGAAGAUGCCCAGCCAUACAACAAGAACAGAGAAGGUCGCAGAGAGCUGUUCCUCAAGCGUGCUUCUGAGGAAAUUCCCGAUAUUCCUGCAACCUUCAUCACCGAGACUAAAGCUUUCAAAGCUGCCACUCGUAUUUUCCGAGACGCGGGGACCGAGAGAGGUUGGCAAACCUUGAAGCCGAAAAUCGAGAAGGAGUGGGAGGACAGUGCUGAGAAGCGCCGACUUGAAAGAGGUGAAGGCGCUGAGAACGACGAUGAUAUUGCCACUAUCCGAGGCGAUAAGUCCCAAGAUACCCAGCCUUCCACCAACUUGCCCAGCAGGGAAGCCAGCCAACCUUAUAAUAGUCAGCAAAAUCAAUUGCCCGGAAUUGGUCCUCAGCGAUAUGACCAGGUUGACAUGCAAGCCUUCAUGGCAGAUCGGGCUAGCAGCAUGAUGUCGUCGAGUGGCAUGUUUGGCCCUUUUUACUCAAACUACGGAGCGAACAACAGCUACGGGAGAACUGCAGGCUCUAGCCUGCACGCGAACAUGUUCUCUACUGCCUCACUUGGAAACUCCUUCUUGGACGGAUCAACACAAUUUCAAUCAUCCAACAUAAACCAUAAUACUAUUCACAUGCCUACGGACUUGGCGCCGUUGUAUCAGAGCAACACAUAUAUGAAUUUUCCGCACUCUUCGACUAAUAACAACAACUUCUACGGCACGGGAUCUGCAAAUACACAGCCGGGAGAACGUAAGAUCACGGUCAAUUCUCUACUGGCCGAUCCAGCUCCUGGUGGCUAUGAUGCCUAUCAAUGAUAAACCCUUUGGUUUCUGGGUACGCAUAAGAGACGAUCUGGUAUCUUUCUCGAAGCUUUAAUCCAACCAUCCAGUCUGGGCAGGACAUUCAAAGACGUCGGCGACUUCAUUGAUUUGGUCCAGCAGAUUAUGCUGGGAACAAACCUUUAGGCCUGGUUUAAGCCUGCCUACAGCUAGCCUCUAUUGCUUUCUCUGUACACUCUCCAGCAGCAGAUAUAUCGACUCACGCCGCAACGUCACGUAUACCUGCCUGCUGUUCAUAUCGUUUUCUUUUUGCUUCUUACACUGGAUUUAGCGUUUCCUUUUCAUUUUCCUUUUCGGGGGUUGUUGAACCUUUUUGCGCAUCACAUCAUUCAUGGAUUGGCGAUUAUCGUGGCAUGCAUGGCUUUGUCGUACAAUACCCAGCAAGGCGUCGGAACUGGCAUACAUAUUGGAACGGAUGGAAGGGGAUGGGACAUGGCGUAUGAACUGAAAUGAAGGGGGUCAGGAUUGAUUCACGUUGCUUUUCUUUGCUCUUGAUUAGCUGCAGGGAGGGAGGCAGGGGUUUUAUUGAAUGAAAGUCUGCAUGCACGGACUUGUGGUAGUAGGGCACAGUUAGUGGUUGGAUGGGCUGGGGGCGGGGAUCGUGAUUCGCUCCCAUUGCUCAUGUAGGAUGGAGCUUGGGAGGCAGGCACAGAGGCAGUUCGGAUCUGCAAAUGUGACGUUGCAUAGUUGAGUGAUUGAGCAAGUUGAAAGGUAGAUGCACAAAUGAACAAACAUACAAAC
Molecule: messenger RNA, 3560 nt
Organism: Cadophora gregata
Lineage: Eukaryota; Fungi; Ascomycota; Leotiomycetes; Helotiales; Ploettnerulaceae
Exons: 3
Coding region: 33-2795 (920 amino acids)
Source: RefSeq, a predicted model, not a curated record